Cylas formicarius (sweet potato weevil) is the source of this 834-nucleotide messenger RNA. Its product is annotated as SREBP regulating gene protein. NCBI's taxonomy places the organism in Eukaryota, Metazoa, Arthropoda, Insecta, Coleoptera, Brentidae. The transcript is spliced from 4 exons. Gene Ontology annotation, biological process: positive regulation of SREBP signaling pathway. The record is from RefSeq and is a predicted model, not a curated record. The coding region runs from base 120 to 740 and encodes 206 amino acids.
AUCAUUCUGUGGUUUGGUCAAGUUAACCUUAAAAAUAGAAUAGGAUUCAAUUAAAUUUAUCAUGUUUACAAAAAUGUAUAUGCUGUUAAGUUAACGAUGAUUUUUCGAAAACUCGGAAAAUGUGGUACGCGGCAUUCGUAAGGUUCAUAAGACGCCGCAUCAUCUUAGGUCUGAUUCUGACGCUGUCGUUUUGUUAUUGCAUUUUCAAUUAUCUGGACAAGUUUGCGUUUCAGAACGAACUCCUGGAGAGCGACGAGACUGUGUCGGUGAAACGCACGCAGCCUUUCAUCUGGCGCACUUUGCAGCAGCACAACACGACCGGCGAAACGGAACCAAAUUGCAGAAACUCGGUGCAGGGCAAAGUGCUAAUAGCCGACGAGAGGGGUUUCGUCUGCCCGAGAAACGAAAUUCUCAUCACGGGAUGUUGCAACGCCGAAUCGGAAAACGCGUUUCAAUAUUUGUGCGAGACGUGCAAACAGAACAACUGCUGUGCAAUCUACGAACACUGCAUAUCUUGCUGUCUGCAUCCCAACAAGAGGGAAGUUUUGGAAUCGAUAUUGCACAAAGCGACGGAGCGGAACAGUGUGUUGUUCGCGUCGGUCACGGACCAUUUCGAGCUGUGCCUGGCCAAGUGCCGCACCAACUCCCAGAGUGUGCAACACGAAAAUUCUUACAGGGACCCGACAGCGAAACACUGUUACGGGGAUCUCGUCCCGGACGCCGGGGCGCCGGAGGAUUAGAGGCUUAUUAUGGAACUUGGGAAAAUGAGAGGCUCACUUUUAGAUUUAAUAACAACCCACACCGAUACAGAAUAACAUAGGUCGCAUAAUAUAA